AAAUAAUGCAGCAGGGGAAGGAGGCGGCAGAUGCGCAGCGCUGAGCAGGUCGCAGUUGCAGAAGCAGUAGAAAAAUCGCAGGGGCAUUGUACCUACAGGAUCUGAUUGGCCAUGCCUUUCCUUGGGCAGGACUGGAGGUCCCCUGGGCAGAGCUGGGUGAAGACUGGGGAUGGCUGGAAGAGGUUUCUGGAGGAGCAGAGUCAUUUUAUCAGUGACAUCAACAGCUAUUGCAACACUGAGCGCAAUAAAGAGAACAUGCUGAAUAAUCUGAAUUACGACAUCGCUGUUAAAAAGAGGAGGAAGGAUCUGCUGAACAACAACACCAAGAUCCAGUAUCUCCACCAGGAGAAAUGGAUCUACGUGCACAAAGGUAGUACCAAAGAGAGGCACGGCUACUGUACCCUUGGUGAAGCCUUCAAUCGCUUGGACUUUUCAAGCGCUAUCCACGAUUCCAGAAAGUUCAACUAUGUGGUUCGACUACUGGAAUUGAUCGCCAAGUCCCAGCUUACGUCCCUGAGCGGCAUCGCCCAGAAGAACUACAUGAACAUUUUGGAAAAGGUUGUCCAGAAAGUGCUGGAAGAUCAGCAGAAUAUCCGCCUGAUCAAGGAGCUGCUGCACACCCUCUACACGUCCCUGUGCACUCUGGUCCAAAGGGUGGGCAAGUCUGUUCUGGUUGGGAACAUUAACGUCUGGUUCUACAGGAUGGAAACUAUUGUUGACUGGCAGCAUCAGCUGAACAACAUCCAGAUCACCAGGCCUUCUCUCAAGGGAACGACCUUAACCGAUCUGCCCUUGAGCCUCCAGCUGAACAUCAUGCAGAGGUUAGCCGACGGGAGAGACAUUGUCUGCCUGGGACAGGUGUCGUCAGAUUUGCAAGUGCUCAGCGAGGACCGACUGCUGUGGAAAAAGCUUUGCCAGUAUCACUUUACAGAGCGCCAGAUCCGCAAAAGGCUCAUCAUAUCAGACAAGGGGCAACUGGACUGGAAAAAAAUGUAUUUUAAGCUGGUCCGGUGUUACCCCAAGAGGGAGCAGUACGGACAGACCCUGCAGCUUUGUCGCCAUUGUCACAUUCUGUCCUGGGAGGGCACAGAUCACCCUUGCACAGCCAAUAACCCAGAAAGCUGCCUCGUCUGCCUCUCACCACAGGAUUUUAUCAACCUGUUCCGGUUCUGAUCUGCGGAGCUCAAUCUGGUUUUUUUCUUCCCCCUUAAAUUGGGAACUGCUUUUGGAUUCCGACACACAUUUCCAUGCUGAGCUUGAUUACUUUUACAUGUAAAUAUUGUAUAUUUCACAAAUGACUGACUCAAGACCAGGUGGAGAAUGAAUGGGGGCGGAGAUCAGUUUUGUCAUGAAGGAAGCGACUCGUUUUGAAGGAAACCAUGAGAGAAGAACUUUGCAAGGUGAUUUUAUUGGAACUUCUGAACGGAGGACUUCAUUGACUUCCAGAAUAAAAGGUUUUGUUGAAGUGAGCAAUGCAGCACGGCUUCCCUGAUGCGAUGAAGCACGUUGACUAACUGGUCACCAGUUUUUUUUUUUAUUGGACUAUUUAUAAGUUUUGUGUUUUGCAUUUUUUUUUCUCAUAGAACUGUCUAGGUCCAGUAACACUUCUAGUUUACCAACAUCAUGGUAACUCUUAUUUCCUGUGUAGCUCUGCUAUUCUGUAGCAGUUCCUUCAUAGACCUUUGCUAUACACCACACUCGUUUCUACCUCUGAACCUGUUAUCUUUUAACUACUUCUUUUAAGAGUAGGAGCCACAAGGACGAUUCCCUAAACCCCAUGGAGAAUUUGUGAGUUUGUAGAGUAGCUGCCCAAAAGUUUAAGUGGAAUGUGGCUGAGAGGUCUUUAAUUUAUUCUGUAUUCUAUGGACGUCCAUCCUAUUACCUUCAGAUCUUGUACAACAACUCCCACCAUCCUUCUAUCGACUGUCGGAAGGACGGUGGGAGUUGCUGUAGAACAGUAGAGGCCUGUAGGUUGCUCUACUACCAGAAUGGUGAAAGCACUUUGUGUAUAUAUAAACAUGAUCUAUAUAAGUCUGUAAUGGACGAACAGCACCUUUUUCUUUUUUUUAUCAUGGCGAAAGGUUCAUAUAGGAGUAUGUUCAUAUUAGGGUUGCCACCUUGUAAGAAUUUAUGUGCCAGCAGGGGGCAGUUACAAAAGUGGCGGUCAUAAUAUUGGCGGGUGAUAAAAGGGGGUGGGGCUGUAAUGUCAGGGAGAUCUGAAGAAGGCUCGGGAAGGAGAAAGAGGAAAAGAAAAGGUAAGUUUCACCCAGGUUCUGGCCUGGGACUUAGGGGGACUUAAGGGGAAUUACAAAUUUAACAGCAACUACAUUGCCAGUAAAUUUGUAAUUCCAGCCCUGGCAUUGGCAGGUGUUCUGCCAUCGAGGUGGCAACCCUAGUUCAUAUGUACGCAUAUCUGGAAGGAAAGGGUCGCCAUUUUGCAGCCAUGUUACCAGCCACGCAUACAAUCAGGGGUCGUUUUGGCUCUUUACUGUAUUUGAUGCAGUUGGUACUUCCAGUAACAAAAACAAGGGAAUCUCUAGAAUGUGCAAUUGUAUUUAAACUGAAACAACUUUUGAUGCUUUGUAAUACUUAUUUAUCAUUUUUGGGAGACUUUAGCAUUUUUUAAUUUUUCCCACAGUGUCUUAAAGCAAACUGAAAGUAUUCAUUCAAUCAUGAGCUCAAUCGCAGCAUGUACAGCACAAUUCAUAGGUAACCAAGCACUUUUUUUUUUUUACAUUUCUAUUUGUUAUAUUAUAAGGACAUGUUGCAAAAAUGGCUGUAAAUAGAGACUAUGUUGGAAAGGAUUUGAGCUGCUCCGGAUGGAGCAAUAUGUGCUAUAAAUAUUGGACUUCUUUGUGCAGAAUUACUUCAGGCAAUACCACUAAUAGAGCCAAGGUUCCGUUUUUGGUGAUAGUACCUUCAUACGUGUAAGUAUAUUAUUGGUCACUGUGAUCAAGGGCUUUACACUGUACCCCAAAUGCACCAGGUUUGCUCGACCCCGCUAAUUUCUUCAUAAUCUGCAGGUGAAUAUUAGUGGGGUGCGGCUUCCCUCGCCCCUCUAUCAUGUUAGCGUGGGUUCCAAAGCUGCCUCAGGCCUUGAGAAGGGUGUCGGCCCUGACCGUCACAUUACUAACCAGUAUGACCACUGUGUAAAUGACUUCAUAGCAGUCCUGCGCCAAGAUGUACCUGCGCCAAAGGUGCAAUAAUGAUGUCAUACAGUAAAGUCUAUGAAGCCUUUAAGCAAACUGGGGGCCAUACAAUUUUGGAGGGCGACAUCUGGCCCACAGGCCUCCAGUUGGACAGCUCAGGGUUACUGUAAGUGGAGCCAGCUCUGCACCUAUAAUCACUAUACACAGAAGUACUGGGAUCCAAAUGUGUAGUUUUGUGUCAGCUAUGGCUUCCCCAUAAGGCAACACCAGCCUGCAAACUAAAGGGGUGGUGGAUGAGUUAAACAAUUCAAUAUUGUAUAAACGUUAUUUGUAGCUGACUGUUUAAAUCUAAUUGCUGAUUGGUUACUAUGGGCAGCAUCAGCGAUGUUGUUGACUUACACACUAUAAUAAAUAUGCCCAUUAGAAGUGAAGUGAAUAUUUAAGUCCCUUAUGGAACGGGGAGACAACUGGGAAUGAAAUGAAAAGGAUGAAAACAUUGUUAGCUUGGGAUGGGACACCCCAGACAUAUAAACACCUAGAGCAGUAGGGGCUGAAUAUAAAGCAAACAAAACAACGGUACUUUUUAAAUGGGAUCAUUAUAUGAAGAUGAAGAGAACUACAUAGAACUGAUUAGGCCUGUGUUAGGCAAAAAAUAUAUAUAUUUAUCUGAAGUUGCUGGUGUUUACUCUGUUUCCCUGUAAAGAGCACAGAUUUGGUGCAGACGAAUUUCCUAGUGUUUAUUGAGUGUUUGAAUUCCUCCUCCUCCUCCUCCUCGCUGCCUCGUGUCAUUAAUCUGUAUAUCUGGUGCAAUAAUUGCAGGAGACUUUGUGAGAUGCGCAUUUUGCAAUUUAUUUUUUACAAUGUUCUGUUUGCAUCGUAUGGACAGGCUGCAUGUAAGAGAAUAAAAUUACGUGCAGGUAUCACCUUG
Xenopus tropicalis (tropical clawed frog) is the source of this 4077-nucleotide messenger RNA. It is a transcript of the gene fbxo32, whose product is annotated as F-box protein 32. The record is from RefSeq and is a predicted model, not a curated record. Gene Ontology annotation, biological process: protein ubiquitination. Bases 112 to 1173 code for a protein of 353 amino acids. The transcript is spliced from 9 exons. Lineage: Eukaryota; Metazoa; Chordata; Amphibia; Anura; Pipidae. Gene Ontology annotation, cellular component: nucleus; cytoplasm.